Messenger RNA from Salvia miltiorrhiza (redroot sage), 1185 nucleotides. RefSeq names its product pathogenesis-related genes transcriptional activator PTI6-like. The record is from RefSeq and is a predicted model, not a curated record. NCBI's taxonomy places the organism in Eukaryota, Viridiplantae, Streptophyta, Magnoliopsida, Lamiales, Lamiaceae. Bases 208 to 909 code for a protein of 233 amino acids. Gene Ontology annotation, molecular function: DNA binding; DNA-binding transcription factor activity. Gene Ontology annotation, biological process: regulation of DNA-templated transcription. The transcript is spliced from 2 exons.
CACACUCUUGUCCUUUUACUUUAAUGCUCACUCACUGUUUCCACAUCCUUCUGUACGCCACUCUCUCUCUCCUUUUUAAAUCUCCCCCUUCCACUCUCACACACUUGGAUUGGAGAUCCUUUCGUCAUCUCUCUCUCUCCUCUUUCAAAUCAAACCAACGACCCUGGUGAAAUUUGAGUGGAGUCGUAGCUACGCUUUACUCAUCUCAUGGAAGAACUGCAACCUUUGGUGAAAUUCACGGAACACGUCGUCACCACUAACAAGCUCAUCAAUCACCCGAGAUCCGCCAACCUCCGCCGUAAAGUUGUCAGAAUCGUUCUCGCUGACGCCGACGCAACCGAUUCUUCCAGCGACGAAUCGGACGCCUCCGUGCACAGAGUCCGCCGCCACGUCCAGGAGAUCACGUUCAGGAACUCGCCGCCGCACCACCAGAAACUAGAGAGCCGUCAGACUAAGAAGCGCAGGCGGAGCGCUCCGGGAAACGACGCUUUUCGCCGGAGAAAGUUCCGCGGCGUGAGGCAGCGGCCGUGGGGCAGAUGGGCCGCCGAGAUCCGGGAUCCGACCCAGAGAAAACGGGUCUGGCUGGGAACCUACGAUACGCCGGAAGAAGCCGCCACCGUUUACGACAAAGCCGCCGUCAGACUGAAGGGCCCUGCCGCCGCGAUCAAUUUCCCCGAACCGGCUGCGCUGACGGAGAGUGACGGCGUUCCGUCGGGAAAGGACGCCGCUUUGUCCCCGACGUCGGUGCUCCGUUACGAGGAGUUCACGUCGUUUGACGGACUCGGCGUUGACUUCGGAUUCGACUUCGACUGGCCGUUAAGUUUGCCGGUGAUUGGGAUGUCGGGGAAAUUCUGCGCCGAGGAAUUCGGCGAGUUUGACUUUGAUGAUUUCAUUAAUGAGCUAAGGUGACGUAAGCUUGCCGGGUUUGAUUGGCGCGGGUGACCUGGCAAGUUGGCGGGAAUUCCCGUGGACUUGUCAUUGCUCCAAUAGUGUGUAUUUAUUUAGUAGGUUUCAUUUAUUAUGUUAAUAGGCAAAAGUGCCCCAUUCCUUAUUCAUAUUUUGAAAAAUGCCCACCCUUAUCAUGCAAAGCUAUCCAUGCCCUAAAUUACUAAUUAACCCUUAAGUGGGUCAACAUCUUAAGUAAUCAUUUCGGUCUUCUUACACAAUCUUACACAUUUUUAAGUU